GGAACAAAUAACCACAACCACAAUUUGAACCGUUUAAAUUGAACCUCGGUUGGUUCUUUCUGCCAGACCUCCAUCUCUUGCGAUAUCUUCUUCAUCUAAGUACAUAUCAUCCUAUACUUUCAAUGGCUUCCACUCUUGCACCAGUUCGUGUAUCAUCCCCUGCUCCAACACCAAGCAAGAAGGCUGCUGCAGCCCUAGCAAAUAUCUCAUUAGACUCACCAACCAAGCCAUCAGAUGACGAGGAUGCUCUUCCUGUUUUGAUCGAUGAUCGCAAGCGUUCGGUCUCGCCGGACUCUCAAGACGCUGAGGACGAGCUUGAAGAACUUCGCAAGAAAUUUGUCGGCGAAGUUGACCUGCCUGAAAGCGAAGAGCCUCUGCUCAAAGAAUCCAAGCGUCGUUUCGUUCUUUUCCCCAUUCAAUACCACGAGAUAUGGCAAAUGUACAAGAAAGCAGAGGCAUCAUUCUGGACUGCCGAGGAGAUGGACCUCUCAAAAGACAUUCAUGAUUGGACCAACCGUCUUAAUGACAACGAACGUCAUUUCAUUUCACACGUCCUUGCCUUCUUCGCCGCAUCCGAUGGCAUUGUUAAUGAAAACCUCAUCGAACGUUUCUCUAAUGAGGUCCAGGCUGCUGAGGCCCGGUGCUUUUACGGCUUCCAAAUCAUGAUGGAGAACAUUCACUCUGAGACCUACUCGCUUCUCAUCGACACAUACAUCAAGGAUUCUGCCCAACGCGAAUAUCUCUUUGACGCCAUGGAAACUAUUCCUUGUGUCAAGCGUAAGGCUGACUGGGCACUGAAGUGGAUAUCCGAUCAUCGUUCCACCUUUGGUGAGCGCUUGGUCGCCUUCGCUGCCGUCGAAGGCAUCUUCUUCUCUGGUUCCUUUGCAUCCAUCUUCUGGCUCAAGAAGCGCGGUCUUAUGCCUGGUCUUACGUUCUCCAACGAACUCAUCAGCCGUGAUGAGGGUAUGCACACCGAUUUUGCUUGCUUGCUCUUUAGCCACCUCAAGCGUCGUCCGCACCCUGAGACUGUCAAGUACAUAAUUACUCAAGCUGUCGCCAUCGAGCAAGAAUUUUUGACUGAUGCUCUCCCUGUCGGCCUCAUUGGCAUGAAUGCCAAGCUCAUGUGUCAGUACAUCGAGUUCGUCGCAGACCGCUUGUUGGUGUCGCUAGGCAACGAUAAGGUGUACAACGUCACAAACCCAUUCGACUUCAUGGACAUGAUAUCGCUACAGGGGAAGACCAACUUCUUCGAAAAGCGUGUAUCGGACUACUCAAAGGCGAACGUCAACCAUACGAAUGCUAAGACCGAUCAGGUGUCGGGUAAAGCUUUCUCGUUGGAUGAGGACUUCUAGAUGUGUCAUUCCCGCGUUCCCUUAUUUACAUAUAUUCCACUUUCCGUAUGCAUUAUACCACGCCCAUAUGUUCAUCACAUCAACCUCUGCAUGUUCGUUUAGAUAUGUUAUCAUUAUUCACCCUCUGUAAUGUUUAGUGUUAUCAGUAGCCAUACCUGCAAGAAUUGAUUAUUGUCUGCUUGAA
This is a messenger RNA of Suillus discolor, 1536 nucleotides long. RefSeq names its product ribonucleotide reductase small subunit. The coding region runs from base 123 to 1352 and encodes 409 amino acids. The transcript is spliced from 6 exons. Gene Ontology annotation, biological process: deoxyribonucleotide biosynthetic process. The record is from RefSeq and is a predicted model, not a curated record. NCBI's taxonomy places the organism in Eukaryota, Fungi, Basidiomycota, Agaricomycetes, Boletales, Suillaceae. Gene Ontology annotation, molecular function: oxidoreductase activity.